ACGAAUGCUCCUGCAUAGCGCCUGGGGGCGGUGGGGAAACUUGACUCUGUGUUUGCUUUAGUGGCCAGCCCCCCGCAGAGGUGGGUAGGGCUAGAACCGCGGCGCUGCUGGGAUCUAGUCUCCGCUAAAUUCCCUAAUCAAUUAAUUGUGCAGUAGAGAAAAUGGUUCAUCCUAGCGCAUGGGUUCGUGCCUGUCCCGGGUUUUCAUCGGGGGGGGGAAUUUAGGGCGAGGGUCCCCCCCCGGCGUGCGGGAGAGGCAGCCCCAGCCCGGCGCUGGCCCAGCCCCUCGGGCAGGGGGCGGAGGGGCAGGCGGGGGCUGGGUUUCGGUCUCCACGUGACUGCGCGAAGUUUCGCUGCGAGUUUGACAGAAGUUUUGAAUCGCGGGUUUGUGCAGCCGCCAGGGCGAAGCGCGGGAGGCGGCGGCGGCAGCAGCAGCAGCGCCCCCCCGGCCAGCCCCCUCCGCGCCUGGGCUGCCCCCAGCCCGGCUCCCCGCAGCCGCAGCCGCCGCCCGGACAUGUCCGAGCCCACCGCCGCGGCCGGCCGCAAGGAGCCCGGGCAGCAGGGCCGGCGGCUCUUCGGGCUGCGCUGGGGCCGCCUGGAGGAGCCCCUGGGCUUCGUUAAGGUGCUGCAGUGGCUCUUUGCCAUUUUUGCCUUCGGCUCCUGUGGCUCUUUCAGUGGGGAGACAGGGGCUACCGUAAAAUGCAAUGAUGACCUGAAAGAGAUGACCGCCAUCUCUGUCCAGUUCGGAUACCCUUUCAGGUUAUCCAGGAUUCCCUUUGAGAUGCCUGUCUGCGAGGGCAAUGCCACUAAAAGGACUUUGCAUCUCAUGGGGGACUUCUCGGCCCCCUCCGAGUUCUUCGUGACCCUGGGAGUCUUCUCCUUCCUCUACAGCAUGGCAGCCCUGGUGAUCUACCUGCGAUUUCACUCCCUUUACACAGAGAACAAGAGGCUUCCCUUUGCGGAUUUCUGUGUGAGCGUCUCCUUCACCUUCUUCUGGCUGGUGGCGGCUGCAGCCUGGGGCAAAGGCCUGUCAGACGUGAAGGGGGCCACGCGGCCAUCCAGUCUCAUCGCCGCCAUGUCCGUGUGCCAUCUCAAACAGGCCGUGUGCAAUGCUGGGGCCACGCCAGCCAUGGGGCUGGCCAACAUCUCCGUGCUCUUUGGCUUCAUCAAUUUUAUCCUGUGGGCUGGAAACUGCUGGUUUGUGUUUAAAGAGACCUCGUGGCACGCGCAGGCCACUAACAAGGAGAACUCUGCUGAACAGGGAGCCAUCGACAAGCAAUAAAGAUCCUCUCUGCCCCCCCCCCAAGACCUCCUCCCACCCUGGACAGCCGGUACCUGGUCACAUACAUACCUUCAUCCCCAUGCUGUGGGACCGUGUCCAUCGUCAUGUUGGCAACCCUCCUGAGCAUUCUGGGAUGCCCAUCUUUGAGUGACUGGCAGGCGGGAGUCCUGGCUCGGUCCCAGGUAUACGUAACUUGUUGCAGACUCCAAGGGGCUAUUAUACAACUCGUGGUUCUGGUAGCAGGGUUUAUUAUUUUUGUUAAUAUGUGUAAUUUAUUUGUUUCUGUGUUCCUGGCCCCCCAGCCUACGGCUGUGUGGAAUUGCUCUUCACAGCUACUGUGAUGAGCCUAAACCAAUCAGGAGUUUAGAUGCCAGAGGAUGGGGUGUGGAGUCACUUGCGGGUGAGAGUGGAUGCACGGGAGAGACCUAAGACUGGGGCACUACAGGACCACAGAACACUCACUACUGCCCAAGCAUGGAAACGCAGAGGCUGUCUCAUACCUACCCCCUACUUGACUAGGAACAAGGGAGACAGACGAGGCAGAAAGGGAAGGUGGAGAAUAUGCUGUUUCUUGCUCCUGGGAGGAGAAGGCUGGUAUAUUUCUCCUCUUCCCUUCUGCCUGCAGCAUUGUGUGUCUCCUGGAGGAAGCUGAUGGUGGGUUUUCAGCUGCUCUUGAACUCCAAUUUGGCUCAGAGGGAGACCAUGCGUUAGGCCAGAUAAUCUAGUGUAGCAGCAGUUUGAUAGAGGGGGUGUGAUCCUGCCCUUGCUGGACAGUGCUCUAGGAGGGCUUUCCCAGAUCUCACACACGGGCAGCCCGGGGGAUAGGGAGUUCCUUACUCAGAUCUCCAGCUCGUUCCACUUCCCAAGGCAGCCCUUUUAGCAGCUCUUGGUGUUUGUCCCCUCCCUGUCCUACAGCUGAGGAGCAGCCCCAGAUUCCUCUGAAACCUUCUUAUAAAACUUCCGAGUGUGUGUGAGUAUCUGCUCCAAUGGCUUCCUGAGGGGCAGCAGCAGAUGACUGACCCUCUCCGGUGCCCUGAGCCAGAGAGCUUUGCUUGGCUUCUAGGAGACUUUUCUUGUAGCCGGAGGAUCCACUGGCCUAGUUCAUGACCCUAGACCCCAGGCGGAAGGACCCAGAGCUGAGAUGUGCUGACAUGGGCACAAGCAGAAGGGAAGCUUUGUCCAAACAGAGUGUUUAGUCAUGGUCAGUGUCCUUCUUUGCAGUAGUAAUACCGUCCCCUUACCCCACUGGCACUACACUAGCUGCUCCUACUAGUCCUGUCCCUGGAGCCCAGCAACACUGAUUGGUCAUGGAACCCCCAAACAGUACUGUCAUCCCCCCGGCCACUGGGGCACUAGGCAGCUGGCCCCAAGCCUGUUGGCAUUGUAACAGCUGCCCCCGCAAGGUGCUCUGUGCUCCUGGAGCCGCUGGACAGAAUGGUAGCUUAGCAUCCCAGGUCCCUAAGACAGCCCUGCUUUGUUCUCAGAGAAGGGACUUGUUCAGCAGCUGCUUUAGUGCCCUGAACUCUGUAAACCCCUCUGAGCUUCAGGGCAUUGCUCUGCUGUGAAGGGGUUGUUGCCUUCCCUAGAAACAGGCGAGAGUUUUGGUUCAAGGGUCCGGGGAAUCUAGGCUCCACGCUGACUCUUCUGGUCUUACUCUCUCCCUUUCCUCCCCCUGCCCGCACGAUGGGGGUGCCUCCUUUCUGCUGAAGGAGAGAUUGAUAUUAAUGGUGCUUUGUUAGCUGGGGCCCGUCUGUUCAGCAAAGACCCAAUUGCUGCAUAUUUGUACAUUUCCCCUCCACGGCAGCCAGCCACUGGCCAGUUGUAGGGAGCCCUGUGGUGUCUCUGCCCCAGAACCACAGGGGACUGAGUCCCACAGGGCUGUGAUGCCCCGUUCCCUGCAACACAGCCCCAGUGCCACAUGCUGUGGUCCUCUUACGGUGGCCCUGGGAUGCCCUGCAGGACAAAAGAAUCAACCAAUCUGUUCCUGGAGGGCUUCCCCCUCCCCACCCAGGCUUCCAGUCCAGCCGGCUCUGGGCCAACUUCUCUUAUCCUUGCGUUCCUAGAGGUAUAAACCCUCAUGUUUCUUGGCAUAAGCCACCACUAGCUGCCAAGGGUCAGGAAGAAGCUUCCCCUGUGGCCAGGCUAUUCCAUAAUUGUCCAGUAUGGGUUUUCUUGCACCUUCCUCUUAAGCAACGGAUGCUGAAGACCAGAUCCCAGACUAGGCGGACCACUGGUCUGAUAUGGAACGGCAAUUCCUAUGCUCCCAUGGUGGCUCUGAGGGUAUCAGGACAACCAACCCACCGAAGUGCCACCGCCGCAUUUGGUUCCUUCUUCUUUGCCUGUGUCCCUGUUUGCUAAUUUGGGGGGCUAGUCGAAGCCGAUCCUCAGCUGCCAGGCUCCGUUACAGUCGGGAAGUGAUGCUGUUUUAUGCUAGCUGAGGGUCUGGCCUCUUUGGGGAUAAGCCACCGCAGGGAUCUGUGCUCCUCAGAUCUUCCAAGAGUCUAGCGGCCAACUGAGCUGGCACCCAUCCCUGCCGCAGCGGGAGGGUGGAAUGGCCGGGUCUUUAUUUUGCUUAUCAGUGAUUAGUAAUAAUGGCUCCAGAACCUGCGGGGAAAGAGAGAGCACUUCUUUGCAUUUUGUAACCUCAGCCCUCAUGGGGAAGCGGGGGCUGGGAACCAUUUCUACUGUGAGGCAUGUUGUGUUCUGUCUGUAUUUAUUUAUUUGAAAGGGGAGAGAGAAAAUAAUACCUUUUUUCUUUUGCUUUGGUGCUAAGGUUGGCACCUGCCCCUUUGCCCAGUACUGGGAGCAGCUCCUAUGCCAGGGACUUCUCCUCAUUGGGCCCUGCCCCGUGACAGAGAUCCUAGAGGAGGUGGCUCCUGGGGCUAGGUGGAGGGGGAAGGACCAACCUUAGCUGGUGCUGACUUUGUGUUUUCCUGGAGAAUCUCUUGGCUGUGGGUGGAGGCAGGCCUGGUGCCAGCAAAGGGCCCUGAGUGUGUGUGACUCUGCAGGGAGCGGGGGGGAAGCAAUUGCUCUUUAGCCCUUUUGGCCACUGUUAAAGCAACCGAUUGCAGCAGGAGUUGAGAAGGGGACAGUGGCCCAAUCCCGUGCUCUGCUGUGUGCGCUUGGCGCUGCCUGGCUGCUUCGGCCUCCCCAGCCCUGGAUUACAUUGCAUGGUUUUCUGGUGCUUGUUGUUAUGACUGAAUAAAAAGUGCUGCGAGGGUUUGUUACCACAA
Messenger RNA from Dermochelys coriacea (leatherback sea turtle), 4514 nucleotides. RefSeq names its product synaptophysin like 2 (gene SYPL2). The coding region runs from base 514 to 1281 and encodes 255 amino acids. The transcript has 6 exons. The record is from RefSeq and is a predicted model, not a curated record. NCBI's taxonomy places the organism in Eukaryota, Metazoa, Chordata, Testudines, Dermochelyidae. Gene Ontology annotation, cellular component: synaptic vesicle; synaptic vesicle membrane.